Messenger RNA from Alternaria conjuncta, 1647 nucleotides. RefSeq lists its product as uncharacterized. The record is from RefSeq and is a predicted model, not a curated record. NCBI's taxonomy places the organism in Eukaryota, Fungi, Ascomycota, Dothideomycetes, Pleosporales, Pleosporaceae. Bases 1 to 1647 code for a protein of 548 amino acids. The transcript has 2 exons.
AUGGCUGGCCAAUCCGUAUACCCGCCUUCUGGAGGUCAAGAAACUCCUCGCAGCGAAGUAGAUCUGGACUUGGCCCUUCAGCUUCAAGAGCUCGAGAUCAACACGCUCAAGGACACCGUCGCCAACCAAAAGGAUGCGAUCGCCGACCACAGGGAAGGAUCGAAAGAUCUCCGCGAGGCCGUCAAGGACCUUCGCGAUGUCAUCAAGAAUCUUCGGGAGCGCAAUGGCGACCUUCAAGAGCUCAACAGCCACCUCUCUGUCAAGAACGCGGCCCACGUCGACCAGCGAGACAAGCUUCAAGAGACCAAGAUUGAGCUGGCAGAGCUUCGGGACGAUCAUGUUGAGCUAAUCGACAACAACAAGCGCGAAGAGAGGCGCGUCGAUGAGCUGAACGACAAGGUCAAGGAACAAGACGAUGUCAUCAAGGACCUUCGACAGCAAUACUCAAGCUUAAGCACCACCUACCAAAAGCAUAGUCUCUAUGUAUCUCGGGUCUCUGCAGCGUACAAGGCCAAGGACACGGCGUGCCAGGAACUCCAGAACAAGCAUAAGGAGCUUCAGGUCACCUACAUGACCAAGACCGGCGAGCAUAGCGCAGCUAUGAACGACCUAUCUGCCUCGUAUGAAGCUAAGGAAUCAGAGCUACAAGAGCUGAAGGACGAGCUGCAAGAGCUUCGCGACUACUACAAGGGCCACGAAGAGCUUGUGGAAGGGCUGACGACUAAGACCAAGCAGCAAGACGGCAUUAUCAAUGGUCUCAAAAGGCACAUCGACGCCGUCGAUAGCAAGCAGCGUUUCACCAUCGUCGAGCUCACUGCCGCAAUUAAGGCCAAGGACGAAGCGUUGCAGACACUGAAGGGUGAGCAUGAGAAGCUUCAGGUCACCUACGCGACUACGACCAGCGACCAUGGCGCUGCUAUGAGCCACCUCUCUGCAUCAUGCAGGGCUAUGGAAGAAGAGCUGGAAGAGCUGAAAGAGCUGAAGGAUGAGUAUGAGGAGUUUCAGGACAGGUACAUCGCCGAAACUCACGAGAACUAUGUUGCUAUCAAUGGCCUCCCUGAGGUAUACGAGGCCAGAGAAACAGAGCUACGAGAGCUGAGGGACCAGCUGGAGGAGCUUCGCGACCGCUCCAAGGCCGACCAUGAGCUGAUUACUGAUCUCACCUACGAAAACGGGCAGCACGACGAGACUAUCGCUACACUGAACGCCAAGGUCAAGGAGCAAGAUGAUGCUCUCGCCCUGUCGCAGCAGCAAGUACAAGGACGAGAUGACACCAUCGCGGAGUUGAAGGAGCAACUCGCCGAGGCCAAGAAGAGCGAGGGAGUAGAUGCUGAUAGUAUCGAAGCCAUUCAGGAGUACAUGCGACAGCUGGAGGAGAAGAAAACCGAGAUCGAGGAGCUGCAAGAGCAAGUUCUCGGAGGCGUGUCCGAUAAGACGGCGCGCAAGCUUGCCAAUAAGCUGAUGAUCAAACACAAGAAGCGUGGCGAGACUCUUAAGGAAGUGAAGCGGCAGGUAAAGGCAAAGGAUGCCUACAUUAAGGGCUUGGAGGGACAGGUCUCUAACUUGGAGAGCACGAUCCACCGCUUGGACAGCAAGAUUGACCACUUGGAGGACGAAUACUGGAAGGGUGUGCCUUGGUGUGUUUGA